UUUAUGUCAGCUGUGCAAUGUGUAAUGUACGAGUACCUACAUUGGUUUAACUGCGUACAUUUCGUACUCGUACUCGUAUGUGCGAGUACAUCUUCUUGCGAUGCGUUGCGUUACGUGUUCGCGGCGUCGCGACGCAAAACGUGUAUCUAGCCCGCAGGAGGCACAUCUGCAUCGCGACGUGCGGAGCGGACUCGGGCACGGGCACUAGACGCUGGUCGGCGGUUCUGGUUCACGGUGGUGAAUGUCAAAGUUGUCUGAUGUUUGUUUCUGUAUCUGUUCUCUUUCUCUCUGUUGAGAACUACACACAUUUAAGUGCUCAACGUAGUCGCGUCUCCAUUUACUCGUAAAUAUCCGUGAAAAAACUCUGAACGUUAGCCGCCGCCGUCGUCUUACUGUAGGUAAUCGACCUUUUUCGCAGCUACGCUCUAGAACACGAAGGUUUGACGAUAAACCCGAAAACACGGUAAACCUGGUGAAAUAAAAACAACAACUACGACGACCAAUUGGCGACACUUGGCCAAUAAUGAUAGGUGAGGUGUAUGCUGAUUACACGUAAAAACAAUUACCCGAGUGGAAAAGUACAUUCAAAUUACACGCGCCCGUACAUACCUAUACUCUAAUUAACUAUUUGCUGCGUGUAAUUUGGAAUAAUUAACUAAUAAAGCGGCUUCUUUCUACUCGCCAUCGAGAUCGACCAAACAAAAAACUUAUAUUUACUCAUCGUUUACAACGUUGUCGUCUUUAUUUGUGCAAAGAAGACAUCGCACGUCUGACCUACCAUCGCAUCGUGCCCUACAACAUUUUAAGAAGUCAUAAACUCGUGAACGAGUAGACAUCACUAUUCGCCAUCACCUCUUCCUCUACACGUGAGCAAAAACAAAUACCAAAGCAGAGGCGAACGAACCAUCGCGACAGACAAACAAGACAAGCGAAGCAAAGCAACGCUGGAAAACGGACAAUCGGAAGUACCUAUCUGUAAAGAGGUUGCUUUGUCUUAGGUCACCCAGCCUGGGAGCAGCGAAUUCGCGAAUUUUAUAGCAUCGAACUUGCUGUUGUUGUUUUUCUACUCGGUCGUCGUACCGGUAUUUGCAACGGUAAUGCAGAGGAAAUUGCGCCGGCGCUCUCAGUCGCAGAUAUAAUGACUUUCUGACUGGUAUUCGCGUUUCCAUUAUCGAAGUCCAAGUCGAAGGCGUUCGAUCUCGUUAGCAUAAUAUAAACCUGAACCUGCACAAUGGACGACGAGAUAAACAACAACAACAAAUUAAACAGCGACAAUAUACGAAAGAUCAUCGACGUCUCUGUCACUCUGGAAGAAAAAUGCCCGGCGUUAUUGGAUUUCGACCCGGAGUACCUCAGAUCGCUGUUAGAAUCAGCCGACGAAUUGGCUAAAAUUUUACCAGGCUUUCACGUACCGUUACCAGAUACAGCUGAAAUCCCUCCAUUGCCUAGUUGGGUCAAUAUCGAAAUGGUUAAAAAAGGUCAACAAUUCGGUCUAAAAUAUCUAUACGGUUUGAACUAUUCGCAAACUUUAUCGUUACUGUAUUUAUUCGCAGCGCCGGAUGGCCUACAACCGUUGAUAUUCACCGAACGAUCUCAUACUCCUUUUUUAGCCCAUAAACGAUACCUUUCGACCGCUCUGAGGGUAAACAGCUGGUACGAGACGGAAUUCUGGAAACCCUCGACGAGCGGAUACGAUAACCUGAAAUCGGUCAAAACGUUGCAUUUACAUGUUAGUAAACGUCUGAGUGAAAUUCCCGAAAGCCAGCUUCGCAGCAAGUGUAACUUGGAAGAAAAACUACGACGAGAUCGCGAAUGUCAAGAUAUCAUAGGCGGUGGUGGUAUGACGACUGAUGGAAUGCUGUGCCCUCUACGACCCAUACUGAGGGUGGAUUUCGAAAAAAAUCCCAAUUACAAUGCUCCGUUCGCCUACUUCGAUAAAAUCAUGAGGAGCUCCUCGGAACGACGCAUUUACCUCAAUCAAUUCGAAAUGAGCGUUACUCAGUUCGGUUUCUUCGGACUGAUGUUAAUGUAUCCGGAGAAAUUCGGUGCCCGGAAUGCCACCGAUGAAGAACUCGAAUGCUUCGUACAUAUGUGGAAAUUGAUAGGAUAUUUGUUGGGUGUCAAGAACGAGUAUAAUUUUUGCGACGGAUCUUUAGCUCAGGUUAAAGUAAGAGGUAGGCAAUUCAUCGACUUGGUUAUGAGACCUAUGGUUGUGCGAGUCAACAAAGAAUGGGAGCAUAUGAGUAGAGUCGCGUUCCUGGGUAUCGAGAAAUUCACCAAGCUGAGAAUAAAUUUCGAAUCAACUAUGUUAUACUUCUGCUGGGUUUUGAACAUACCGACGCCGAAUUUAAUGCAAUAUGUCGGAUGGAAAGAGAUAAGUUUGUUUCGUGUGACGAAAUUCGUCAUGACUGAAGGCUGUCGCAUACCCGGAUUCGCUACCUUAUUUAAUUACAGAAUCACCAAGAAUAUAGAAAAGGCUGCCGUAGAAUUCCAUCGAUCGAAAAACAAAUCCAAAGAAUCGUCUCGCUGCACUACCGAACAACGUCAAACGUUCAGAAUGCAGCAAUUUGAUUAGCCUAAACAUCGAGGCCAAAAGUACCUAUAUCCCUUUAUCAUCGCGCUGAUGUGAGAUGUGAAGUAAGCCAACGUAAUAAGCUCGUAAACCUAGACGAUGAUUUUGUUGCAAUAUAUGCAACACUCGUGUAUCCUGUAUAAUCAACUCGAUCACAAGCUGUUGAGAUGUUUCAUAAAAAAAAACCACACCACACGAAUACGACUUAAUGGUUCGCAAUUUACACGAAUAUUUCUCAAUGGACGUACGAGUACCUACCUACAUUACAUACGAGAUCAGCUGGUACGUUGGAUUUACAUAUAGCGCAGCGCGAGUACCUACCCGACCUACCACACCAUGUUGCUCCAUUUUGUAGCUCGGUUUUGCAAAAGUACAUUACUUGCGUGCCCAUUUGAGUGAUUGUGAUUGAUACCUAUUUAUUCGAAUCUCAAAUCGUAUAGAAUAAUGAUUUAUUUAUUGUACGAGUACCUACCUAAAUACGAAAUAUAGUGUUAAUUUUUAUACGUACAACAUACCAUAAUCUGUUUACAUAGGUGCCUUUUAUUACCUAUAGUACCCAGGUAUUUAAAUUAUUUACGCGUUAUCUGCGUAAUUAUGUAAGAAUAAACGAUAUUUUUCAUUCGA
Messenger RNA from Planococcus citri (citrus mealybug), 3196 nucleotides. RefSeq lists its product as uncharacterized. The coding region runs from base 1232 to 2575 and encodes 447 amino acids. The record is from RefSeq and is a predicted model, not a curated record. The transcript has 2 exons. NCBI's taxonomy places the organism in Eukaryota, Metazoa, Arthropoda, Insecta, Hemiptera, Pseudococcidae.